AAGGCCGUGUUGUCUGCCAACAGGAAGGCAUCUGGAAAUGCCAUAAAAAAAAUGGAACAAUUUUUCCUAGAGCAGGCUGAGGUCGAGUGCCUGCAGGUGACACCUGGCAAGAUGCAGCAACGGCUGAAGGAGAAACACCAAGAGUUGUUGCAGGGCUGCUGGGAGGAGCUGCAGGGUGAUGACUUCCAGAAAAAAGUGGCCCUGGAGGAGCUGGAGCAGGAGUCUGCAAGGAUGCAGGAGGCUUCCCUGCUGCUCUAUAGGAACAAGUAUAAGGAGGCCGUGUUGUCUGCCAACAGGAAGGCAGCUGGAAACGCCAUGAAGGAACUGGAAAAGUUUGUCCUUGGGCAGGCUGAGGUCGAGUGCCUGCAGGUGACACCCGGUGAGAUGCAGCAGCAACUGAAGGAGAAACACCAAGAGCUGUUGCAGGGCUGCCGGGAGGAGCUGCUGGGUGACGACUCCCAAAAACAGGCCAUCCUGGAGGAGCUGGAGCAGGAGUCUGCAAGGAAGCAAGAGGCUUCCCUGGUGCUCUAUAGGGAAAAGUAUAAGGAUGCUGUCUCCUCUGCCAACAGGGUGUUGACUAAAGGGGUCAAGGAAGAAUUUGCUGAAUUUCUUAAUGCACAGGACCAUGACACACAGACUGAGGAGCAGUGCCUCCAGGUGGAGCCCAAUGAGCUGCAGCAACGCCUGGAGAGAAAAUACCAUGACUUGCUGCAGCACUGCCAGGGCAAGAUGAUGGGAGAGGAGCCCCAGAAAGAGGACACCCUGGGGAAGCUAGGGCAGAAGCUGAGAGAGAGCAGUGAGGAAUUCUUGCACACCUACAGACAACAAUUCAGGCAGAUGGAGAACUCUACCAACCUGAAAGCAAAGGGAAGAAUCAAGCAGCAGUUUGAAGAAUUUAUUCAGGAGCAGGACCAUGACACCCAGACUGAAGAGCAGUGCCUGCAGCUGAAGCCGAGUGGGAUGUGGAAGCAGCUGGAGGAAAAAUACCAGGACUUGCUGCAGCACUUGAAGGGGAGACUGAUGGGAGAAGAGCCCCAGAAAGAGGAUAUCCUGAGGGAACUGGAGGAGGAGCUGAGAGAGAGAAUGAAUGAAUUCCUGCUCAUUUACAACCAGCGAUUCAGACAGAUUGAAGCAAAGGAAAGAAUCAAGAAGCAAUUUGAAGAAUUUAUUGAGGAGCAGAAGCAAGACUCUGAAUCCAUGUUCAAGUGCCUGAAGAUGAAUCCCAACAAGAUGCGGCAGCACCUGGAGAAGAAGCGCGAUUCUUUGCUGCAGAGCUGCUCAAGGGAGCUGUCGGAUGAAAAGUCCCAGAUUUCAGCCACAAGAGAGAUGCUGGAGACGGAUUUGAAAAAUAUGAUGGAGGAUUUCUUCUUACUCUAUGAGGAGCACUACAAAAAGAAGUUCUUCAUGAUGUGUGUGAGCAUAGGUGCAAUUGCCUCCCUCCCAAUUGGUGCAGGCAUUGGUGCAGGUGUGGCUGCAGCUGUGAUUGACAAGUGA
This is a messenger RNA of Alligator sinensis (Chinese alligator), 1494 nucleotides long. RefSeq names its product trichohyalin-like. The record is from RefSeq and is a predicted model, not a curated record. The transcript has 11 exons. Lineage: Eukaryota; Metazoa; Chordata; Crocodylia; Alligatoridae. The annotation marks the transcript as partial.